Molecule: messenger RNA, 5340 nt
Organism: Nymphalis io (European peacock)
Lineage: Eukaryota; Metazoa; Arthropoda; Insecta; Lepidoptera; Nymphalidae
Exons: 23
Coding region: 379-5013 (1544 amino acids)
Source: RefSeq, a predicted model, not a curated record
UAAUGGAAAUAUAAAUUGGCUAAUGGCUUCUCUAUCCAAGCUGUUGGUAUAGUAAAUAUUUUAUUUUACUAAAAUAUUGAAUUGCAAUUAUCAUAUUGCGAAUAGCGAAAUCCAUUUAAUUGGAACUUUUGCGUUAACUGCUACAAUUAUUAUGUAAAUAUUAAAUAAAAUAUGUUAGUCGAGUGGAUCCUGUGGUUUGAUGUAACAACUCCGUGUACAUUUCGACAACAGUAAAAUUUAGUGAAAUAGUCAUCACUGCGACUUCUAAAGUUUCCGUGGUUGAAGACUAAAAAAAAGAAAAAUUGUUGAAAAAAUAUAAGUGAUUAAAGUUUAUGAUUAAUCUGUGGUCAUAAACUGUCAAGUGUUAAGUGUCUCAAGAUGGACCUUCCGGACUGCCCUCCCGGAGCGGAGGGCUAUGAAGAUUCUGUGACAGAAGUUCCUAAAAAGCUUGAAAUUGAUGAAUCAUCAUCUAUUUGUACGAAGGCUGAGCAGGAGUUCCAGCAACAUCUAAAUAGUUUGAAGAUCGAGACUGAAGAUGGAAGCUUCCGUUGUAUGGUGGAACGUCGCGGGCGCGAUAUCUCCGGCAAGUGGAUAUACUUGUGCUAUCCGUGUGCGGCCAUGUGCAGCGGGGAGAGCAUUUUACAGACUCAUAUAUCGGGAAAGAAGCAUAAAACUAAGAUCUCCAUGAAGAAUGUUUGGCCACUAAGUAUUUUUGAGGAACAUCCAUACAUAUUGAAUGAAAAGGGGAAUACUAAGUCUGCAGCUACAGAAAAAGUGCUGCAGAAGAUGGCGGAGGAGGUAGAGAUUUACAAAAAGAACCCUACGGAGCUGGAUCUGAAGUACGACAAGUACCGCAACGUGGUUUGCCACAUCCAGGAAACACUAGAUAACGUCAAAGCGCCUUUGCUCGGUAUCGAGUACCUAGUGGAGCACCCCCCUGAGCAAGCGCACUACGAGCCCUCUUACAUCUGCGUGCUCUGCAUCAAGCAAGGUUACCCACGCACUAUCGUCAAUCAUCUCACAUGCUUCUGGCACCGAUACAAUUAUCUCCUGCGCCACUUCAGCAAGGCGUGCACGCUGCUGACGCCGUACCGCGGACACGCCAAGUACCGCGAGGGCGUGGCCGUCAUCAUGAACCGCCUCGCCACGCGCAUCCAGGACAAGUACGGCCGACUGCGCCCCAUCAACAUCGACAAGGAGGAGUACGAGAAGGACAGAAAUCAAAUUCAUCAAUGGAUCUUUCGAGGAUUUCACUUCUGUGAAACCGAUGAUUGCACAUUUGAGGAAGUUGUCGAUGCAGAUUUAAUAAACUCUCUAGAUUCAUCGACCAAGCUUAGUGAAAGAAAAACCCGUGAUCCGUCACCUCCUGUAGUCGCGGCUCCAUCUAAACCUCCUAAUUACAAUGCGCGGCGCGCGGCGGCCGCCGACGCGCUGUCCGACGUCAGUGACGAGCCCGAACCGCGCGGUAACUCCAGGAGUAAACUGGAGUCGAAGCGCUAUGAGCCGUACCCUGACAAGCGGAUACCGGAGAGUUCUUACCGUUCGCGUUUUGCCAUACGGAAUAGCAAGGCCAAGUCUCAGGAGAUGACGGAGGAGCGGCCGCGCGCGCCCAACUACGAGUACAAGGUGAAGCUGGCGGCCGAGCAGCGCGACGCGGCCGAGGAGCUGGCGCGGAAGGCGCUCGCCUACCAUGAGAAGAACCCGGAGAAGCAUCCCUUCUAUCCGGACGAGUGGAAGAAGUUCUGGAACCGACGGUACAAGGAGAUACAGGCCGAGGGCAAAGACCCGUCGAAGCAUGACUUUAAGCCGGAGUGGAUCGUAUUCUGGACGGGGCGUAUGAAGGAACUGCACGAGGAGGAGCUGCGCGCGACCGUCACCGAGAUCUAUCGACGCAUGCGACUCACACCGCCCGACCGAGUCGACGACAAGUACGUGUGUCCAGAGCCGUGGAAGCCACAAGAGCGUCGGAAGACACCAGAUCAUCGUAGGACUCCUGAUCGUCACAGGUCGUCGGAUCGUCGUCGGUCACCAGAAUACCGACAUCGAUCUCCGUUGUCUAGAAGACGAAGCCCGGAACCAAGGAGACGCUCACCUCGUCACAGGAAGAUUUCUCCAGAGGCGAAGCGCAGGAUACCCGAUUAUAGAGAACGAAGGUCUCCUGAGCGUCGCUCGCAACCGCGACGUCGGUCUCCGCUACGCUCACUGCGUACACGCUCCCGCAGUCCGAUACAUAAAGCAGAAAGCAGCCGGCGCGGCGUGGGGGCCGCCGGGGCCGCAGCGCGUCGCGCGCGCAGUCCGCUGUCGCGCCGCGCGUCGGCGCCGCGCAACCACAGCCCCGCGCGCGCGCUGCUCACCGACACCGUCCUCAUUUCCGAUGAAGAGCUCAAGCCCGACGACGGCCUAUCCCCGUGGAAUUCUGACGAUUCGCUGGGCUCGCUGCCGGAUGCUCGCUCGCCCAUCGCUCCGAACUCGCGCACCGGCAGCGUGGUAUCACGCAACUCACGUCGGCCCGACAUCUACCGUGAUAAGGCUUCCGCGCCGCAAGAUUUUGGGUCAGCUGAGAACGUGGUCGCCACGCUGAGGUUGCUGGUGGCGCUCGAAGACUACCUCGGUAGCUUGGGUCCUAAGAUAGUCGACUUGCUCACCGAGGCAUUGAAGAUGGAAAAGGACAGAGCAAACUCAUCUGAGGAGUUGCUGGUGACCGAGGCAGCGGUGGUGCUGAUCGAGACGGCGAAGGAGAAACUGAAGGGCGCGGUGCAGGCGGGGCUGGUGGCGGGCAGCGCCGCCGCCGCCGUGCGCUCGGCCGUGGUGCGCGCCGCCGCCACGCUCCACGAGGCCGACACGCGCAUGAAAAAGCGGAAGCAGCAGGAAGCAUUGAAAGCAAACAAUAGUUCGGAGGCGGUGCCAGUAGCGGGCGUGGGCGCUGUGGAUCGCGAACAGAUCGCACAACAGAUGGCCGCCGCACUCAUCGCUCAGGGAAAGACAGACGUGUCAUCAGAAGAGCUCGCGCAUCUUGUCGAUGCAGUGGUUGGGAUGGCUGAAGCAAAGAGAAGAGAAGCAGAUUCAAAGAGGAAAACUGAGGCAGGAGCUGCUAAUGAUAAAUCAACCCGGACUGCCACUGGAAGCACUGCUUCUGCCCUACAAAUGCUACAGUCCGCGUACGAUGAUAAGAAAGCUGAGAAAGAAGAUGUACCUGAUGCAAUGGAUGGUUUAUCUGACUCUGAUUUGGAAACGUUACUAAAGAAUUUUAAUGAACUCUCUGCGGAAGAGCAACAUAGCCUUAUUGCGUAUCUUAAAAAACUUGAAGCUCGUGAACCACAACGCGUUGAGAGGUUAAGGCAAUAUGUAGGCGCUGCGGCUACUAAUGCUCCGACCACUGAAGAAAAGACUUCUCACUCUGUUGAGGAUAAACCCCUUAAUAUUGCAAGUGACGACGAUGAUGAUUAUACUGUUGAAGAUGUAUUUAAAUCUGCUACGCAAAAAGUUAAAGAAGAUCAAAUUCGUCAAGAAAUGGAGAUAGUAAAGAAAUCUCUUGAAGAGUCAAAAGCUUCUCCUGAGGUGGUUGAAUCUACUAUAACGACUGCAAGUUCAAAUGAUGUUAAAAAAGAUAUAUUUUCGGCAACUGACCUUUUAGCAUUAGUUCAAGCAUCGUUGCAAUCCACACCUGCCCCAACUUCAAAUCCAGCAGUGGUAUCUGAUGUUGUUACUAGUAAUACACAGCCAAGGUCUUUUGGUGAUCUACCUGAGCCAUCGUUGAUGGAAAAACCGAAUCCACUUUUAAAUCCUCAACAAUUGCUUACUCAAACAAUGUCUAAUCAACAAGGACUACUUAGAACUCCAAAUAUACCAAGUUAUAGUGGGAACCAUAACAAUCUAGUUGAAGUACGUACACCAGUAUGGGAGCCUAGACAAACAUCAGAUAUGUCAGGACAAGUUAAUAUACAACAUGACAAUUUGUUGUUGAAACAGCCUCAAGAUAGUUAUAAUAAAGUUCUCCUAAAUAGUGGUGAUCAGAACCCACGUGGAUCACAAGACAGUUAUAUUCGAGAGAAAUGGGAACACCAAGGAAAUAUUAAUCAGGGGUCCAGAAAUGAUCAGGGUAAUUUUCAUCAAGUGUCACAAGGAGUGCAAGAUAAUUAUAAUCAAGGGGUAAGAGGAUCACAGGAAAAUUAUAAUCAAGGAUCACCAGGAUCACAAGAUAAUAAUUACAAUAAAGUAUCACAAGGACCACAAGAUAUGUAUCUUCAAGGUUUAAGAGGAGCGCAAGAAAUUUAUAAUCAAGGUUCAAGAGGACCUUCAGACAAUUAUAAUCAGGGGUCGAGAGGAUCUCAAGAAAUUUAUAAUCAAGGAUCCAGAGGACCUCAAGACAAUUGUCUUCAGGGAUCAAGAGGAUUUAAAGACAAUUAUAAUUUAGGAUACAGAGGAACUCAAGAUAUUUAUAAUAAUCAAAAGUCAUUUGUAUCUCAAGAUAAAAAUAAUCCAGGGCCACGUGGACCUCAAGACAAUUAUAAUCAAGGAACACAUGGACCACAAGACAGUUAUAAUCAAGGACAACAUGGACCACAAGAGAAUUUUAACCAAGGGACACAUGGACCACAAGAUAAUUAUAAUCAAGGACAACAUGGACCUCAAGACAAUUAUAAUCAAGUGCCACGUGGACUUCAAGACAGUUAUAAUCCAUCACAAAAUAACUUUAAUCAAGGACUAAGAAAACCUCAAGAUAAUUAUAAUCAGGGACUUCCAAGUUUACUAGAUAAUUUUAAACCUGAAUUGAGAGGUCAAGAUCAGACAUAUGGUGCAAUAAGAGGAACAAAUAAUAACUCAUUUAAUCAAGGUAUUAGAGGUAAUUUUAUGGGCAACAGAAUGCAAGACAACUUUAAUAAUAGGCAAGAUGUAAAUCAAAUGCAGCAGUUUAGUGGGCAGAUACAUGGAAAUUUUGAGAAGAAUAACUUUAGGGGCAGAGGCAGAGGUUUUGCAAAGCAAACAAGAGGACGUGGCCGCGGUUUUUAUUAAAAACUAAAAUAUUUUAAAAAAAAUUCAUUGUGUGUUAUAUUUAGUUUCCUGAUUUAUAAAUUAAAUAAAUAGGAUUAAAGAAAAAAAAGUUAGAUUUGAUAUUAUUUUUAUUGUUGUAAAUAAUAUGUACAUUAUAAUGGAAAAAGGAAUUGUAUUUACAAAUAAUAGCCUUAUUACAUAUUUAGUUCUAGUAAGUCCCCAUUUCCAUUAAAGCAUCAAUGUGUUCAGUUUCUGGUAAGAUAUCGAUUUCCACAGGUUCUGGUUUAAUGGUACUUCCAUUUUUAUUAUCUAGACGGAAAAAUCUAAACAAUUUAGAUAAGUUAAUUA